GCGACCCAGUCGUCCCCUCCCAUCCCCCAUCUGCGCCGCUCCCAUCCCGAUCUGCGCCGCGCCGCUCCCCUCUCCUCCCCAUCCGCGCCGCGCCGCCCUCCGCUCCCCUCCUGCCGUCGGGACCAGCAAUGGUGCUCAUGAGCGCUGCGGCGACGGCCGCCGUGAUUUACGCGUACGGCAAGUCGGUCGCCUCGGUCGGGCUUGCUGCAGGGACCAGCGCCAGGGCGUUCUGGGUGAUCGGCGGUUUCACCAAGGUGCUGUGUCCGAUCUGCCACGAGCAUGUCAGGCAGAUGAAGUACGAGAGGCACACCAGAGAGCAUACGUUCGAGUGCCCCUCGUGCUACGACCAGGUCCCGUUCUCCGAGCUCGAGAACCAUGCACAGAGCCAUGGGUAUCGAUGCUCGGUGUGCUACCAGACCGUCCCGCUCGCCAACUUCGGCACUCACCUGGAUCUCCACAGGGAGGAGCUGGCCGGGAUCAGGCGGAUCAGAGACGAGGGCUACCAAACAAGGCUGGAGGACCUGGAGCGCGAAUGCCAGCAAAAGAUGGCGGACCUUGAGCGGGCGGAGGCUGCGUAUAUCGAGAAGAGAGAGCAAGCGAGACUGUUAUGGGAACACCUAAAGUCCAAUUGCCCUGCCUGCAAUGAAACCGUGCCCAUGCCCCAAAUGGAAUCACAUGUCCGAGAGCACAAGUACGUAGACGAGUGCAAAAUAAAAUGA
Triticum dicoccoides is the source of this 719-nucleotide messenger RNA. RefSeq lists its product as uncharacterized. Bases 129 to 719 code for a protein of 196 amino acids. NCBI's taxonomy places the organism in Eukaryota, Viridiplantae, Streptophyta, Magnoliopsida, Poales, Poaceae. The record is from RefSeq and is a predicted model, not a curated record. The transcript is spliced from 3 exons.